GAGCUCGGCCCAGUAUUCUCCGGGGCAAUCGAUUUUGAAAUGUUUUGAACCCCUCACUUGCGAGAUAGAGGGUUUUCCUCCUCAGAAAAUAGCACUAAAAACAUGUUUGACGUGGCUUUAAGUAGUGCUGGAGCAACUAUUGCCCUUGCUACAUCAUUUGAUGAAAAUCAUCCACCAGAAAAUAUCAUUGAUGGAAGCCUUGAUACUUUCUGGCCAACAACUGGAAUGUUUCCUCAAGAAUUCAUCAUCACCUUUAGUGCAUUAAUGAGCAUUGGAAAUAUAAAAUUCCUAUCUUCAAAUGUUAAAAGCCUCUGCAUUGAGAAAAGCACAAAAACAGAACCAGUAGACUUUGAACCUCUUGUGGACAAAGAGUAUGAAAAUUUAGAGGGUCAGAUGCAGAGAGAUGAGAUCAAGAUUCCUGUUACAUCAGCAUGUCAUCUGAGAUUUCUUAUCAAAAGUGGAUUUGACCAUUUUGUUUCCAUUCAUAAUGUCAGUGUUGAUGGCACAGCUGUGCACUGAACUUCAGUCUCCACAUUCAGACAAGUUGUGAAUAGAAGUAAAUACAUGUACAUGAAUGAAGCAAAUAAUUAUAGUUAUCUCUUAGCAGAA
This is a messenger RNA of Pocillopora verrucosa, 609 nucleotides long. Its product is annotated as intraflagellar transport protein 25 homolog. Gene Ontology annotation, cellular component: intraciliary transport particle B; cilium; centrosome. NCBI's taxonomy places the organism in Eukaryota, Metazoa, Cnidaria, Anthozoa, Scleractinia, Pocilloporidae. The record is from RefSeq and is a predicted model, not a curated record. Gene Ontology annotation, biological process: intraciliary transport.